CGGAUCGUGGGGCUGCCCGGGGGUCCAGCUGCAGCUGCCUUGAGUCCAGGGCCCUGGGGACAGGCUCGGCAGGGUGCAGGGCUGCAACGGGAAACCCCGUGAGGGUUGAAUUCAGCGGCCACGAGCCAUGCACCGAGCCCAGGCGCCAAGCAAAUCUGGGGAGGAGGCCGGGGGGCUGGCGCGCACACUGGGGAGGCCCGGAGUGGCCCCUCCAAGUCCCGGCAUCCCCCCGAAGCGUGCCAAGGUCACGGCGGUGCCCGAAGCGGGGGCAGCUCGCCCAGCAGCCCCGGUCUUUGUGCGGAAGCUGAAGAACGCGGCCAUUGGCACCGGCUGCGACAUUCGGCUGCGAGUGGCUGUGGUUGGGAGCCCCCCGCCCCACCUGCGCUGGUACAAAAACGAGGCAGAAAUCCCCCCGCGGGGAGAGGAGUAUGGUACCCUGUGGAUCCGGGACAGCAAGCUGGAGGACGCCGGCGUCUACACCUGCGUGGCCCAGAACGAGCAGGGCGAGGCCAUGACGAGCGCCGUGCUGGCCAUCCUCGAUAUGGAAGACUCGGAGACAGGCGAGGACGACGCCAGCGACCCCCAGGGGAUGCAGCGCAGUGAGCUCCAGGACGAGACGCCUUUCAGCUCCCCCACAGGGGAGUCGGACACGCUGGUGGACAGCUCCAUGAGCACGUCGGCGCUGGGCCAGUCGCAGGCGGAGGAGCGCUCCAGCUGGUCGGGCAGCCAGCAGACGGUGGUGGAGAAGGAGCCGGAGCCCGGCCCCCCAGUGAGGGGGCCCUUCCUGCGCCCCGGGGGCUGGCAGCCGCAGAGGACCCCAAGGCAAGCACAUGCGCAGGCCCCCCGCGGCGCCGAGGUCAGGCACCUGGGGGUGGAGCCGCUGCUACGGGCGUCGCGUGCUAUUCUGGUGGGCACAAGCUGGGGGUCGGAGGAGAGCCUCUCGGUGGCCAGCGACCCCUACGGCAGCGCCUUCAGCCUGUACAGAGGACGGGCGCUCUCGCUGCACGUCAGCAUCCCCCAGGGCGGGUACAGGAGAGACGACCUCAACGGCAGCACCUCGGAGCUCUCGCCGAAGCCUGGGGCAGACCCCCAAAGGCCUCCGGCCCAGGCGCUGGCCUCCAAGCCUCCUGUUCUCUGCCUGCCGUCUCCCAGGGUGGGCCAGUACCCGGCCCAGCCGCCCGGAGCCGCGUCUCAGCCGGCCAGCCGAGGUCCUGGCGUCCCCUCUCCCACGCCCCUGACGCCCCGCCGCACGGCCCUGAUGCCGGUGGAGUACCAGGACACGGUCCCCGAGGAGUACGAGGAGAAGGUCCGGAAGCCCAAGUCUCUGGGGUACUCGCAGGCCAGCACGCUGGAGUCCCGGCCCCAGACCCCGCUGAGCGAGACCUCCAGCCGCGUGUCGGUGCUGCGGCCGUCGCCCAAGCUGGCGCGCUCCGGCUCCAAGAUCUUCGAGAAGCUGAAGUACUUCGAGGAGCGCCGGAGGAGCCUGGAGCAGAGCGACAGCCCCGUCCCGGUCCACGCCUGGCUGCCCCUGCGCAAGACGCGCUCCUUCGACCAGCCCGACCUGGGCCAGCGCCCACUCACGCCGGGCGGCUCCCGGGAGGAGCUGCGGGACGGGGUGCGGUCGGAGCUGGGCGGCCCGACGUGCCGGCGCCAGGCCUUCCGCCACAAGGCCGCCUCGUUCGACGAGCGGGGCCGCUUCGCCAGCCGGGUCGGCAACAUCGAGCUCAGGUUCUCCGAGGAGCUGAGCCGCAUCAAGAAGACUGUCUCCAAGCAGCAGCUGAUGAGGUCGCAGGAGCUGGCAAAGGCCGGCCUCCCGCGGGCCCCCUCACCCCAGGGCCCCAGCCAGCUCUCUGCCCCCCGGGCGCUGGAGGCCCCGAAAGGCCAGCUGCCCAAGGCCCCGCCGCCUGUGGAGAACGCGCACGGGAUCCAGCAGCUGGCCAUGGCCAGCGUGGGGCUGGGGGGGCCCGGAGACGGGGCGGAGCGGGCGGCCACGCGGAAGCCGCUGCUCCGGAGCUGCGCCCUGGCCAGCCAGCCCCGGGAGGAGGCCAGAGGCAGGAGGAGUGUGGAGCCGGAAGGUGCUGAGGGCAAGAGGAAGGUGGAGCAGUGCCCCUUAUCGCUGGGGCGGGGGGACCUGCCGGAGGCCGGGACCCCCGAGGGAGCCGCAUGCCUGGAUGGGGGCCCAGCUGGCCGCGACGGCAGGGCCCCCGGGGCUGGGAGCGAAGCCCUGACCACCAGGCCCACAGGCCAGCACGGGCCGCACAGGAAGCGGGCCGUGGGCCAGGAGGUGCGGUUCUUACCCUGGGCCAAGCCCGGGCCGGAGCUCGGAGCCGGCCUGGAGGGGGCCAGGGCAGGGCCGCGCGGCACAGGCAGGGAUGCCGAGCAAAGGCAGCUGAAGGUCACAGAGAAGAAGGAAGGUGCCCGGCUGGCUCAGGAAGGGCGACGCGCCCGGAGCAAGGGGAAAAGCCGCCGGCCCCGGCCCACCUCGCCAGAGCUAGAGUCAUCCGAUGAUUCGUACGUCUCCGCUGGCGAGGAUCCCCUGGAGGCCCCGGUCUUUGAGAUCCCCGUCCAGGACGCUGUGGUGACGGUGGGCGCAGAGGUGCUGCUGAAGUGCAUUGUCACAGCCAACCCCGUGCCCGAAGUGUCCUGGAGGAAGGACGGCGUCCUGCUGAGGGGCAGCGCCGGGCGCCCCAUCAAAGUGGAGGGUGAGCGCCACACGCUGCUGCUGCCGAGCGCCCGGGGGGCCGACGCCGGCCUGUACACGGUCACGGCCGCCAACGAGGUGGGGGAGUCGUGCUGCAGCGCCAGGCUGAGCGUGCGGCCGGCGCCCCCUGCGGAGAGCCGGGGGUCCCUGCCGCCCCCCCCGGCCCUGGCCAGCCCCAUCACGUCGGACGAGGAGUACCUGAGCCCCCUGGAGGAGUUCCCAGCGUCCGGGACCCCCCAGCACCGGCUGGCCGGGCAGCUGCAGCGCACAGUCGACCUCGGCGCCGCCCGCAGCCCGGUGGAGACCAACUUCAAGGCUGCCCCCACCUUCGAGCUGGCUCUGGGUGACCUGUCGGUGCUGGAGGGGCAGGACGUCAGCAUGAGCAUCCGGGUCCGGGGCGAACCCAAACCCAUCAUCCACUGGCUGAGGAACCGGCAGCCGGUGAAGGUGGGCCGGCGGCUCUCCGUGGCGGAGGGGGAGGGCGGCUCCUGCACCCUGCACAUCCUGGCGGCAGAGCGCGCGGACGCCGGCUUCUACGCCUGCAAAGCCAUCAACGAAUACGGCACCAAGCAGUGCGAGGCCAAGCUGCAGGUCCGAGCGCACCCCGCGAGCCAGGCCCUGGCUGUGCUGGCGCCGCUGCAGGACGUGACGGUCGGGGCCGGGGAGCUGGCGCUCUUCGAGUGCCUGGUGACGGGCCCGCCGGACCUGGACGUCGACUGGCUCUCGCGGGGGCGGCUGCUGCAGCCCGCCCUGCUCAAGUGCAAGAUGCACUUUGAUGGGCACAAGUGCAAACUGCUGCUCACCUCCGUGCACGAGGACGACAGCGGCGUCUACACCUGCAAGCUGAGCACAGCCAAGGAGGAGCUGACCUGCAGCGCCCGGCUCACCGUGCGCCCGUCGAUCCAGCCGCUCUUCACCCGCAAGCUGGAGGACCUGGCCGUGGUGAAGGGACGGACGGCGCGUUUCGACUGCAAGAUCAGCGGCACCCCCACGCCCACCGUCACCUGGACCCACUUCGGCCAGCCCGUGGAGGAAGGCGAGAACGUGCGGCUGCAGCAGGAGCGGGGGCUGCACUCGCUGCUCAUCGCGCAUGCGGACAGCGAGGACGAGGGGCAGUACGGGGUCUGUGCCGCCAACGCGCAAGGCCAGGCGGAGUGCUCCGCCGAGCUGUAUGUGGAGGAGCCGCGGCCGGCCGCCACCUCCCACAGCUCCAAGCUGGAGAAGAUGCCGUCCAUCCCGGAGGAGCCGGAGCUGCCGGAGAACGAGGUGGAGCGCUUCACCAUGCCCGACUUCCUCCACCCGCUGCACGACCUGGACGUGGUGGAGUCCAAGGAGGCGGUGCUGGAGUGCCAGGUGGCCGGCCUGCCCUACCCCACCAUCACCUGGUUCCACAACGGCACCAAGAUCCGCAGCUCCGAGGACCGCAAGAUGACCCAGUACAAGGACACCCACCGCCUGCUCUUCCCGGCCGUCAGCCACGCCCACGCCGGCGUCUAUAAAAGCGUCAUUGCCAACCGGGUGGGGAAGGCCACCUGCUACGCUCACCUCUAUGUGACAGACGUGGUGCCGACUCCCCCCGACGGGCCGCCCGUUGUGCUGGCCGUGACCGGCAGAGCCGUCACGCUGACCUGGAACAAACCCAAGUGGCUCGACUCAGCCAUAGACCCCGCCUCGGUGACCUACACCAUCCAGCAGCAGGUGCUGGGCACCAGCCAAUGGACCAUCGUGGCCACCGGCCUGCCAGACACCCGCUGCACAUUGCACAGCCUGGCCAAGGGGCCACGAUACCUCUUCCGAGUGCUCACGGCCACCCCCAGGAGCAGCAGCAAGCCCUCGCCUCCCAGCGAGCCAGUGCAGCUCCUGGAUCGGGGUCCGUACCUGGAGGAGGCUCCCGUCAUCCUGGACAAGCCAGACGUGGUGUAUGCAGUGGAGGACCAGCCAGCCUCCGUCACCGUGACCCUGAACCACGUGGAGGCCACGGUCACCUGGAAGAGGGGCGGGUUGGUGCUGGAGGAGCGGGCUGGCGAGUGUGAGCUGAGCAUGGCUGACGACGAGCAGCACUGCCUGCGGCUCUGCCAGGUGCACCGCGGGGACGCUGGGGAGCUCACCUGCGAGGUGAGCAACAGGCACGGCGCGGACAGCUGCUCCAUCAGCCUGCAGCUGGCAGAGGCGCCGCGCUUCGAGUCCAUCAUGGAGGACCUGGAGGUCGGGGAGGGCGAGACGCCGCGCUUCGCCGUGGUGGUGGAGGGCAAGCCGCUGCCCGACAUCAUGUGGUACAAGGACGAGGCGCUGCUGGCCGAGAGCAGCCGCCUGACCUUUGUCUACGACGACAGCGAGUGCUCCCUGGUGCUGCUGGGCGCCACGGCCCGCGACAGCGGCGUCUACACCUGCACCGCCCGCAACAUGGCUGGGGAGGUGUCCUGCAAAGCCGAGCUGGUGGUGCGUGCAGCCCAGCCGGAGGCCGCGGCCGCGGUGGCAGAGGAGGGGCAUGCGGCCCGGCGGCUGACGGACGACUACGAGGUGCACGAGGAGAUCGGGAGGGGGGCCUUCUCCUACGUGCGGCGGGUGAGGGAGAAGAGCAGCGGGCUGGACUAUGCAGCCAAGUUCAUCCCCUGCCGGGCCAAGGCCAAGCAGUCGGCGCGCAGGGAGCUGCAGAUCCUGUCCCAGCUGGACCACGAGCGCCUCGUCUGCUUCCACGACUCCUUCGAGAAGAAGAACGCCGUGAUCAUCGUCAUGGAGCUCUGCACGGAGGAGGAGCUGCUGGACAGGAUGGCGAGGAAGCCCUCGGUGUGCGAGUGGGAGGUUCGCUCCUACAUGCGGCAGCUGCUUGAGGGGCUUCGCUACCUGCAUCGCUGCAGCAUCCUGCACCUGGACGUGAAGCCGGAGAACCUGCUGAUGGCCGGCAGCGACCAGGUGCGGCUCUGCGACUUUGGCAACGCUCAGUGGCUGGCGCCGGAGGGGGCCCAGUACUGCAAGUACGGCACCCCCGAGUUCGUGGGCCCGGAGAUCGUCAGCCAGAGCCCCGUGUCCAUCGUCACCGACGUCUGGCCCGUGGGAGUCAUCGCCUACCUAUGCCUGACGGGGAUCUCCCCGUUUGUGGGCGAGAACGACAAGACGACGCUGCUGAACAUCCGCAACUCCAACGUGGCCUUCGAGGAGAGCAUGUUCCUGGGGCUGACGCGGGAGGCCAAGGGCUUCCUCAUCAAAGUGCUGGUGAACGACCGGCUGAGACCCAACGCGGAGCAGACGCUGGAGCACCCCUGGUUUAAGACCUUGGCCAAGGGGAAAUCCAUCAGCACCGACCACCUGAAGCUCUUCCUCUGCCGCAGGAGGUGGCAGCGCUCUCAGAUCAGCUACAAAGGCAGCCUGGUGCUGAGAGCCAUCCCGGAGCUGCUGGAGGACACGUCCAGCCACCUCUCCAUCGCCCUGCCCCGGCACCUCAAGGACUCGCCCGCCCUCUCCUCCUCCUCGGACUCGGAGGAGCUGGACGAGCUGCCCCUGCUGCCCAUGCCCCACCAGGUGGAGUUCUCCGGCUCCCGCGUCUCCCUCAACGAGCUCCCCACGGACGAGGAAGCCCUGGGCCAGGCCGAGGGGGCGCUGGAGGAGGUCCCCGUGCAGUGGCAGGCGGAGGUGCCAGGCCCGGGGAAGGGGCCCGCGGCGGCGGAGGGGCCUGGCUCCGCACAUGAGGACUCCGCCGAGGCCCAGUCGCGGCCCGGGUGCCCCCGGCAGGCCCUGCAGAAGGGCUCCAGCCUGGAGUUCCCGGAGGGGGGGCGCCCGCCUGGCCGGAAGGGUGAGCUGCGGCGGGGCAGCUCUGCGGACAGCGCCCUCCUGCUGGGCCUGCCGGCGGGCGAGGAGCCCCCCCCGGCGCUGAAGAAGGCGGCGUCCAUGGAGCUGCCGCGCCGGAGCCCCAGCCCGGGGGGGGCGCAUCGCAGGCAGGCCGAGGAGGAGCGCGCCCAGCGCCUGGAGCUCGUGCGCCAGCGCCUGCUGCGGGACGGCCCCAUGGAGCCCAGGGUCAGCGGCCUGCGGGGGCCGCUCCUGGAGACCCUGGAGAAGAAGGUGCGGCCCCCCCGGCCCGCAAAGCAGCCGCCCCCGGGGGCCAGGCUGGUGCGGGCGGCCUCCAGCGAGGCGGCCCCGCAGCACCCGCCCCCAGCGCCGCGCCUGCUGCAGAAGAGCAGCUCCUUCAGCCAGGGCGACCUGGAGCCGGUGCUGGUGCACCGCCGCUCGGGCGCCCCGCUCGAGAUCCCCGGGACGCGCCUGGAAAGCCAGCGGCUCCAGGAGUCCCCCUCGCUCUCCGCCCUGACGGAGUCCCGGCCCCCGACCCCGCGGGAAAGUUCCUCCCCUGAGCAGGGCCCUGUGCCGGGGGGCGCGGCCGGGCCCAGAGCCAGCUUGGCAGCUGUGGGCAAGAAGCCUCAAGAAAAGCCUCUGCCGCGGCCUGCAGCUGCCCCGGUCCCCCUGCAGGCAGCUCCCAAGCCCAGAGCAGCCCUGCCCGAGCCCCCUGCCCCGGACUCCAGGGCCCCCAAACCCUCCUCCUACGCACAGGUGAGCCAGACCAUCCAGCUCCCCCCCCGCUGCCCGCCCGAGCCGCGCCCGCGCCCCAGCCCCGCGGCCCGCCCGGAGGCGGCGCCGUCGCGCUCCAGCAGCGCCCUGCCCAUCAAGGACAUCGACUCGGAGGAAGUCUUCGAGGCCAAGUUCAAGCGGGGCCGGGAGUCGUCGCUCAGCCGCGGCCUGAAGCUCCUCGGCAGGCCCCACUCGGCGGAGCGGCGCCCGGCCAGCCCGCUGGCGCGGGAGGAGGGGAUGUACCGGCCCGGCCCGGCCGGGGCACCGCUGCAGCUCGCCAAGGGCCCGGCCCAGAGGGCCCAGUCGGUGCAGGAGCUGCGUGAGCCGGAGGAGGCCAGCUUCAUCCGCAGGAUGUCCCAGCGCCUGUGGCGCACGCCGCCCAUGGAGCGCAAGCAGCCCCCGGAGCAGGAGUCGGGCCGCGAGCCCCCGAGCCGGGGCCGCCGUCUCUCCUGGAGCCUGGGGCUGGGCAGCUCCAAGGACAAGCGGGACUCGGCGAGCCUGAAAUCGGAGCCAGGCCGGAGCCAGGCCGGGUCGGAGCCCCCCGGCAGGGAGCCCGGCGAGUCGCCCGUCGUAGCCAUGAGGCGGAAGAUCAGCUCCACCAUGGAGCGCCUCUCCCAGCGCCUGCGCAGCCCCUCGGCCGACAGCGGGGAGGCGGAGGGGCCCGGGGAGCGGAGCCCGCUGCGGAGGUCCAACUCGGAGGGGGAGAACCUGCGCAAGAUGGGGAUCCCGCAGAACCAGCUGGCGGCACAGUCAGCCCUGGCGCCCUCCGCCGAGUCCUUCCAGUCGCAGAGCAGCACCCGCUCGGAGGCGGGUGCCAGAGCUCCCAGCGAGGGCCAGAGACGCUCCCGGUGGGACCGCUGGGGCCUGUCCCGCGCCAGGAGGGACAAGGCGGCCUCGCAGCCCAGCAUCCCGGCCAGCCUGCGGCAGGAGGACGGCACCAUUGUGGGCAGGCAGUACGUGCGCAACGAAUCGGACUUCCCCCCCGUUUUCCACAUCAAGCUGAAGGACCAGGUGCUGCUGGAGGGCGACCCGGCAACCCUGUUCUGCCUGCCAGCUGCCAGCCCGUCCCCCAAAAUCCUCUGGAUGAAGGACAAGCAGGCGCUGGUGUCCGACGCCGCGGUGAACGUCGUCUCGUGUAAGGAUGGCCGCCAGCUGCUCUCCAUCCCCAAGACGUGCAGGAAGGAUGCAGGCCUGUACGAGUGCACCGCUGCCAACGCCCUGGGCACGGCCACCAGCUCGUGCACUCUGGCCGUGGCACGCCUGCCGGGGAAGCCGGGCACCCCGGAGAUCCCUCAGAAGUACAAGAACACGGUGCUGGUGCUGUGGAAGCCUGCGGAGAGCCGGGCCCCUUGCACCUACAUCCUGGAGUGCAGACUGAACGGGGAACGCGAGUGGAAGACCAUCGGCUCGGGCAUCCCCGACUGCUACUUCAACGUGACGGAGCUGCCCGCCAGGAGCACGGCCAGCUUCCGGGUCGCCUGCGUCAACAAGGCCGGCCAGGGGCCCUACAGCAACCCCUCGGCGACGGUGGCCAUCGAGCCCGACGAUCCCAGCGCUGCCCCCAAGAGAGCCGCUUCCAGCCGCUUCACCCAGCCCCCUCCUGCCCAGCCCGCACCCCAAGCCGUGGGGGCCCCUCCCCCCACCCCACCCCGCAAGCACAAAGGGGUCGUGCACAUGCCCGGCCGGGCACCACAGGCGCCUGUUCCCGGGGGCGCCUCUGCCGCCAUCCAGCCGCCUCCCCGUGCCGAGGCAGAGCCUGCCCCCCAAGAGCAGCUCAGCCCCCCUGCCGCCCCCCCAGCAAUUGCUGGGUCUGGCUCCCCAGAGCUGGCGUUAACGCCAUCCAGGGCUGCCCCUCCGCGCCCCCUCGCCACCCACACAACCAGCCAGGCGGUGCAGGGCUCAGCCGCCCCUCCAGCCCAGCCCCCUUCCCGGCUCUCCCCCAUCGCUCCAGCAUCGGCCACGCCCGUGUCCCCCUCCCCCAAAGCGGCGCCCAUGUACAUGGUCACCUCCUUUGUCUCCAUGCCGGCUGCGACGCCCCCCACGGAAGCCCCGUCCCCUCUCCCCAAAGAGGCGGUGCCAUCGGCCACGCGCUUCCCGGGCCGGAGCGCCACCCCGAGCAGGGAGCCCGGCGGCCCCGCCAGCAGGCGGAGCCCCCCAGAGGCACAGGAGGGCACAGCGCUGCGCCAGGGGGUCCCCCAGAAGCCUUACACCUUCCUGGAGGAGAAAGCGAGGGGCCGGUUCGGGGUGAUCCGGGAGUGCAAGGAGAACGCCACCGGGAAGCACUUCAUGGCCAAGAUCAUCCCCUACGAGGCGGAGAAGAAGCAGAGCGUCCUGCAGGAGUACGAGAUCCUCAAGGGGCUGCACCACGAACGCGUCAUGGGCCUGCACGAAGCCUACAUCACCCCCCGCUACCUGGUGCUGAUCGCCGAGCACUGCGCCGGCAAGGAGAUCCUCUACCACCUCGUGGACAGGUUCCGCUACUCGGAGGACGACGUGGCCGGCUACGUGCUGCAGCUGCUGCAGGGGCUGGAGUACCUGCACGGGCACCGCAUCGUGCACCUGGACAUCAAACCCGACAACGUGCUCGUCGCCUACAGCAACGCGGUGAAGAUCAUCGACUUCGGCAGCGCCCAGAGCUACAACCCGCUGGUGCUGCGCGGGCUGGGGCGCCGGGUGGGCACGCUGGAGUUCAUGGCUCCGGAGGUGGUGAAGGGAGACCCGGUGGGCCCUGCGGCCGAUCUCUGGGGGCUUGGCGUGCUCACCUACAUCAUGCUCAGCGGCCGGUCGCCGUUCUUCGAGCUGGAUCCCAUCGAGACUGAGAACAGGAUCCUGGCCGGGCGCUUCGACGCCUUCAAGCUGUACCCCAACGCCUCGCAGGGCGCCGCCCUCUUCAUCCGCAAGCUGCUCUGCAUCUGCCCCUGGAGCCGGCCCACCAGCAAGGACUGUUUUGCCAACCCCUGGCUGCAGGACGCCUACCUGAUGAAGCUGCGCCGCCAGACCCUGACCUUCACCACCAACCGGCUCAAGGAGUUCCUGGUGGAGCACCAGCGGCGGCGCGGCGAGGCCGUCACCAAGCACAAGGUCUUACUCCGCUCCUACCGCGGCUCCGGCAGCCAGCCGCCCCCUGCGCCGGUCACGCCGUAGCCCCGCCCCCCCGCCGCGACGGAGGAGUCGAAGGAACAUUCCAGGGGCCGGGCCCGCGGCUCCGGCAGGGCUGGGCCGCUCGGGGCGCAGAGGCGCGUUUGCCCGGGCACCGUGGGCCCCUCCGCCCAGCAGAGUCGGCACCGCCGGGGGCUCACUGCUCCCGCUCCUCCUGCAGGGGGCCUGCUGCAAGGGGCGGGACUUCCUGGUUUGCUGUGCCUGAGGACAGGAAAUGCUACGCAAACAGCUGGACUUCCAGGACUAGGGGCUGGCGGGCUGUGGGGGAGGGGAGACGGGCGCCCAGCAGCAACCUGUCAAGGGGGGAGAUGGAGGGCCGGGGGCAGGAGCCGUGACGAUGGGAAGCCACCAGCAUUGUCUGCCCUUUGCGAUGUGUCCCCCGGGUUUGGGGGGGCCCGGCCCGGCCCGUGGGGUUCCACCGCCGUUACGUUUCUCCCUCCAGCGCCCUGCGUGCUCUGGGGCUGGGCUGGAGGGCUGCUCACGUGCCCUGUAAGCGGAGCCGCGUCCGUGGUGCUCACUGCCUCCCUCCUGCACCUCUCGGGGGCGCUGUCGCCCCAGUUUGGCUGUCCAGCACCGGCCCCACUCGGUGGCCUCCCUCCCUGCCCCACACGCCCACAGGCUGCCAAAUGGGGAGUUUGCAUCUGUGCUGAACAUGGCUGAGCUAGUUGUGUGACCCCCAGCAUCCAGCGCCUGCCCCCCCACACACACACACAGCUCGGGCCCCAGGGAGCGGCUACAACACACCUGCAAGGGGGGGGCAUUUUGACUGAGGGCAGCCUGUGGCUUCAGUUCCAUCGGAAGUCAGGGAAGCUGGUGCCCAUUAUGGAUGAGGGCAAACUGAGC
Messenger RNA from Mauremys reevesii (Reeves's turtle), 11260 nucleotides. RefSeq names its product striated muscle enriched protein kinase (gene SPEG). The transcript is spliced from 42 exons. Gene Ontology annotation, biological process: protein phosphorylation. Gene Ontology annotation, molecular function: protein kinase activity; protein binding; ATP binding. The coding region runs from base 128 to 10402 and encodes 3424 amino acids. NCBI's taxonomy places the organism in Eukaryota, Metazoa, Chordata, Testudines, Geoemydidae. The record is from RefSeq and is a predicted model, not a curated record.